UCCAAACUCAUCGUUCCGGGAAGUGUUGCGCGUUUAUUGUUUGUGGAUCUGCGUUAAAGUCUGCGUUAGUCAAAACUCCAACGCCGUCGCUUUUUCGCCACAGAUGUCAACUUGGAUACGUUUGUAUUCAGGCUCAUGGCUGAAAACAUGAGCGGGCAUUUUGUAUAAUAAUGUUUAUAUUUUACUAAAGAUCUAUUAAGAUAACUGACAGACGGGAGGAAGGGAAAAUGGACCACGAAUUUGAGGACAUGGACUCAGAAGACCGGUGGCAGAACCUCUACAUAGAAAUACGGAACCAGUCUCAGGAAUGUGCUUACAAAGUGGCAAAGUUUCCUGAGAACCGCAACCGUAACAGAUACAGAGAUGUCAGCCCCUUCGAUCACAGUCGAGUGAAACUCGGGAACUCAGAAAACGACUACAUUAACGCCAGCCUCGUGCCUGUGGAGGAAGCCCAACGAAGCUACAUACUAACUCAGGGUCCUCUCAGAAACACUUGCGGCCAUUUCUGGCUGAUGAUCUGGGAACAGAACUCGAAAUCAGUCAUCAUGCUGAACAGAGUUAUUGAAAAAGGCUCGGAGAAGUGUGCACAGUACUGGCCCACGCAGGAGGAACACGAGAUGGCGUUUCGGGACACGCCUUUUGUUGUGAGGCUGCUAUCAGAGGACGUCAAGUCUUACUACACCACGCGCUUACUGGAGCUGCAGAACAUAAACACCGGGGAGAAAAGAGAAAUCUACCACUUUCAUUACACCACAUGGCCCGACUUUGGGGUCCCAGAAUCCCCGGCGUCCUUCCUCAACUUCCUGUUUAAGGUGCGUGAGUCGGGAUCGUUAGGGGCGGAUCACGGGCCGGCGGUGGUGCACUGCAGCGCAGGGAUCGGCCGAUCUGGAACCUUCUCUCUGGUCGACACCUGUCUUGUUCUGCUGGACAAACGGAAAGACCCGUCCUCUGUGGACAUUAAAAAGGUGCUGCUGGACAUGAGGAGGUUCAGGAUGGGUCUGAUCCAGACUCCCGACCAGCUCCGCUUCUCCUACAUGGCCGUGCUGGAGGGAGCCAAGUGCAUCAUGGGAGAUUCAUCAGUACAGAAACGGUGGCAGGAGCUCUCCAAAGAGGAUCAGGUGUGUGUGACCGAGUCUCCUUCACCACCCAAAUGUCCAUCAGAGCGCCACAACGGCACUCAGAAACUCCGAGCCGACGACACGGGGGAGACGGAGGGAGCGAAAAAACCCACAAAAGACGAAAGAGAAGCGGACGCAGACACGUGCACGGCCAACGCACGCAAGAGACAGAGAGACGAGAAGAUCUCCGUUUCUGCACAGAAGACUCCUCAGAAGCAGCCGAAGCCCAGGACGAACGAAACGGAGAAGAAGAGGAAAAGCCUGGGCUGCAUCUGCUGUACGUGAGAACGCGAGCUCUGACCCCGCCCCUCUCCCUGUCCCGCCCCCGAGGCCGAGGCGGCGCCGCGAGCCUGGGCUCAUCUGGGCGUCCGUGAACAAACCCAGGCUAGCGAGAACGACCAGCGACACCUAAUGCCUCGGCAACCACAGCAGGGAUCCAGACCAUAAUACUCAUCUACACUGUUUACAGCAUGGACUCGAGUGAGGAGCGACACACACACACACACACACACCCUCACCAGCAGAGCAGCGCUGGACUCGUGCGCACUGCCGGGUCUCGAUUCCAACCUAUUUUUUAUUUUCUUUGGAUUUCACAGACUCUGACGUAGUUCUAUGCAUCGCUGAUUUGUAUCACGGUAUUUUUUAUUAGAAGAUCACGUUAUUUCUGAAAUACUCUAUUUUUUAUAUCAGAAAACGACUUCGAAGAUCUCCGGCUCAUGUCCGCGACCCACGGCGCUUUUCAUGGUACUGAAGUAUUUGAGUAUUUUUGAUAAAACGACGCGCUCGCUUUGAGGAACAGAAAAAAAGUCUUAAGAAUCUCUUGUUUAACGAAACGACAGAACGCUCCAUUGUCUGGUUUGUGUAUCCAGUUUAUGU
Messenger RNA from Tachysurus vachellii, 1994 nucleotides. It is a transcript of the gene ptpn2b, whose product is annotated as protein tyrosine phosphatase non-receptor type 2b. Gene Ontology annotation, molecular function: protein tyrosine phosphatase activity. Gene Ontology annotation, biological process: protein dephosphorylation. NCBI's taxonomy places the organism in Eukaryota, Metazoa, Chordata, Actinopteri, Siluriformes, Bagridae. The record is from RefSeq and is a predicted model, not a curated record. The coding region runs from base 228 to 1403 and encodes 391 amino acids. The transcript has 11 exons.